AUGCGGAAGAAAUGUGAAAAACUAAAGAAGAAGAAAAAGAAGUUGGAGCAAGAAGUAGUGAACCUCAAAAGUCAUAUAGAAGUGAAUAUGAUAGUACACAGUCAAGUAGAGCAGUGUAUACUGGAGAGUGAAGAAAGAGCGAGACAGGAUCUCAUAGAGAAAUUAAAAGAAGUCAACCUAUUUUUACACACACAAGCAGCAUCUCAAGAGAACUUAGAGUAUUUACGAGAGAAAAAUAAUUCUUCUGUAAGAAGUCAGAUGGAACUUAGAAUUGAAGACUUGGAAUCUGAACUCUUCAAGAUGAAAACUUUGCCAGAAGAUUAUAAUAAAGCAGAGUGGGAAAAAUAUAAGCAACUCUACCUAGAAGAACUAGGAGACAGAAAGUCAUUGGAAAAUAAACCCAGGUACUGCAUCCGAGACAAGGACCUCAGAAAGAUCCACAAAGCUGCCAGUGCAGGCAACGUAGCCAAAGUGCAGCAGGUUCUGUUGCCCGGGAGGAAUGGCCUGAAUGACAGAGAGAAGAUGAAUAGGUUUCCCAAUAAACCUGGCAUUGAUUUGGGGCCUACAUCAGAAGAUGAAGUCUUAGAUUUUAAAACCAAGGAAGGGGCCACAAAGUCAGAACUUGUUGCAGAAGAAAGUGAUACUGAUAUUAUUGACAGGGCUCCUCAAGAGCAAACAAGUCAUGACCAUUUGACUUCUGUUGAUGGAGCACACAAAAAUGAUAGAAGUGAUAUGCUGUCAGCCUUAGAAUUGGGAGAAGAGGAAGAUAUAGAAUCACCUUGGGAUUCUGAGAGUAUCUCUGAGAGCCUUCCACAGAAGUAUGUGGAUCAUUUAUCUGGAACUGCUGGUGAAAGAGGAAAAAAGACAUUAAACGGACAAGUAGAAGAUGUAUCUUAUAUACCUUCUUGUACGAGUGGAUCGAGAAACUUUAAGAUGGCUAAACUAGAGGAGCCAAGACAUGUGGGCAAACCAGUAGCCUACAUGGAUUCUCCUGAGAAAUAUCCUAACAUGAAGCCUGCAGUCAGAAUGAAAGAUUAUGUUCCUAAUAAAACAGUCAGAAUGAAGGAUUUACAAACAUCCGGUUCAGCUUUGUCAACAGAACUAGACUUGGAAAUGAUAUCAGAGGAAGAACAAGAAAAACUUGAUGGAGAUGAAAAUAACCUUUCACAGGUUGAAGAAGAAAAGAAGCACCAAAGUAGUGAAGUGGAAGUAUCAGACAACGUAUGCGAUGCUGCUGAUGAGAGUGGAUUGAUUCAGCAGAGAAAGAGUGGAGGAAACAGCAACCAGGAGUUUCCUGCUAUGGAGAAUGAAGAUUCUGAUAGCAAUCCUGGUGUGCACAGGAAGAAAGUAAGGCAAAAGAACAAUGACAGACGGACACCAGAAGAACGUGUGACUGCAUCAGUAUUUGACAAGACCGAUUCACUGACUGGGGGUCUGCUGCACGUGAAUGAUGACAGCAUUUUAAGGCACGUGGAUCAGGAUGAUGACAGGCCUGCAAGGAAAACACCGUAUGAAAAGAAGAAGGUCAAAGAACAAAUGAAUUACGUGAACAACCUGGAUGACUUAACUCAGUCGUCUGAGACGGUUUCUGAGGAUGGCAAUGCACUUCACUCUACAAAUUCCACAUUGCAAGUAGAACCUCUUGACUUGGGGUGUAAAGAUUCUGGUAGUUUGUUGAAAAUUCAGGAUGCAAUUUUUUCACAUGACAGAUUAGUAGAUUUUCAAAGAAAACACUGUGAACUACUUAGAGGAGAAAUUCACAAAAUGAAAAGCAAGUUUUGUGGGCUACAAAAAGAGCUGUCAGAAACCAAAGAAGUGAAAUUACAGUUAGAGCAUCAGAAAGUGGAGUGGGAACGAGAGCACAGAAGCUUGAGAUUCACCUUAAAUCAAGAAGAAGAGAAUAGAAGAAAUUCCAAUAUGUUAUAUGAAAAAAUUAGGGAGCAGUUAAGAAGAAAAGAAGAUGAAUAUAGUAAAGAAGUUGAAAUGAAGCAGCAACUUGAACUCACUCUCCGAGAAGUAGAAAUGGAACUGAAGACUGUGACAAAUAAUCAGAAUCAGAGUUGUCGAGUGGCAUCUCAGAGCAGAGGAAUUCACUCCCCUGCCCGAUAUCCCUCUCAAAUACAGACUGGGUCUCAUCCCCAAGGUCCUACCAGCAGAUCUCCUGCAACGGAAAGCUCUCAGGGAGAGCUCAGGAAAGUACUAUUUGUAAUUCAAAUCCAUUUGUCUACAGCAGUCAGGACCCAGAACCCUGAUUGUGGUUUAGGCCAGGAAGACCACCUUGUGCUCCCCCAUCGACCGCACUACCCGAACAAGUCGCUCUGCUUUGGAGUGAGCAUCGCUCCAUGCACGUCAUCACCUUCAGUGUCUGAAUCAGAGUCCGUUCUUGGCUCCACUGCUUCUGCUGGUCCUGAAGAGCCAAAAGACCUGUUGUGCAAAAACCACAUGCUGCAGGAUGAAAUUGCCAUGCUAAGACUGGAAAUAGAGGCAAUGAAAAACCAGAACCUGGAAAAGGAAAAGAACUAUUUUGAGGACAUUGAAAUUGUCAAAGCAAAGAAUGAUGAUGCUCAAAAGGCAAUAAAACUGAAUGAGGAAAGGUUAACAAAAACUAUAUCCCAGUAUACAGGCCAGCUUAAUGUUCUGACAGCUGAGAAUACAAUGCUAAAGUCUAAGCUGGAGAACGAAAAAGAAAACAAACAAAGACUGGAAACAGAAGUGGAAUCCUACCGUUCUAGACUGGCUGCUGCCUUUCAGGAUCAUGAUCAAGGUCAGACAUCACAAAGAGACCUGGAGCUUGCCUUCCAGAAAGCAGAAGAUGAGUGGUUAUGCUUGCAGGACAAAAUGAAGUCUGAUGUGGCUAACCUAAAAGAUAAGAAUGAGGCGCUUUCCCAGCAACUUUCUACAGCAGAAAGUAAAUUCCAUCAGGUAAAAAUCAAGUUGCAGCACACGAGAGAUAAUCUUAGAGAAAAGAUUUUGAUGUUAGAACGUGUCCAGAGAGACCUUCGCCAAGCAGAGUGUCAAAAGCAGGAAAUUGAACACAUGUAUCCGAAUGAACAAGGAAAAGUGAAUAAAUACCUUGGAAAGCAGGACUCCUUAGAGGAAACAUUAUCUCAACUCUGGAGUGAAAACAUGUUGCUCCGACAGCAACUGGAUGAUGCACAAAACAAAACCAACAGUAAGGAGAAGACAAUCAUUAGCAUCCAAGACCAGUAUCAGCAGAUCAUGAGAAAACUUCAUGCUGAAAGUGAGAAACAAGGUCUGAUGCUGGAGGAAAGAAACAAGGAGUUAAUCCAGGAAUGUAAUCAUUUAAAAGAGAGAAUGUAUCAGUACAAAAAUGAAAAAGCAGAAAGAGAAGUAAUUGUGAGACAACUUCAACAAGAACUGGCUGAAAAAGAUGCCCUGAAAAAGAAGUCUAUGUCAGAGGCUUCACUGGAAAGCAUGUCUAAUUGUGCUAAAUUAGAAGCUGAGACACAGGAUUUAAAGAACAACAUACAUCAACCCACAAGUCAGAUUGAUGAUUUUCCAGCAGAGCUGGAAACUGCAUCUUCAAAAUGUCUGCACGUGGAUGCAGAAAAAUCAAGUAUUUCAACAGGAGUUAUUAUCUAUGGAAUGAAUAUACAAGCAAGAUCUCAACAGAUGGAACUCAGAAUUAAAGACUUAGAAUCUGAACUCUCUAAGAUGAAAACUUUGCAAGAAGAUUCUAAUAAAGACGAGUUGGAAAAAUAUAAGCAUCUCUACCUAGUAAAACUUGAAGUUAGAAAGUCAUUGCAAGAUAAACUAGACAAGACUGAUGAGAGGCUGAUAGAGAUCAGCACUGAACUUGAGGUGGAGAAACAGAACAGAUCUAUACACAGCACUCUUAGCACAAGGCCAGUCCUGGAGUCCUCUUCUGUUGGAAAUUUCAAUCCUGCUUCAGGAUUCAAUACAAAUGUUAUUUCAAGAGCAAACAGAGGGUUUUCUACCUCAAUUCCACGCUGUUCAAAUGACAGUAUAGAGACUUACUUGACCAAGAUGCAGCAGGAGUUGGACAGGAGUAUAACUAGAGAAAUAAGAAAAGUUGAUGCUGAAUUUGCAUCUGAUGCCUUUACAGUGUCUCAUGUAUCUGCAGAUGGGUCAAAUGUGUAUGAUCACCAAAUUUUGAAAACAAAAGCACAGUAUACACAGAUUUUGAAGGAAAAAUAUAUGAUUUAGAAUGAUAAAUCGUAAAAGUUUCCCUACUGGACUG
Molecule: messenger RNA, 4222 nt
Organism: Bubalus bubalis (water buffalo)
Lineage: Eukaryota; Metazoa; Chordata; Mammalia; Artiodactyla; Bovidae
Product: ankyrin repeat domain-containing protein 26
Exons: 26
Coding region: 1-4188 (1395 amino acids)
Source: RefSeq, a predicted model, not a curated record